CGGAGUGAAGAGGACUCCCAGAGCGCACAAGCAUUUCCGCAGCCUCCCUCCUUCGGCGGAGCAUCCCCCGCAGCGACGGCGGAGCGUAAAGGGUGAUGUCAUUGUCUUCUUGCUCCGUCGCUGAAUCCGGGAGAGGAGAGAGAUGGCACUGCCGGUGGUGAAGUUAGGAACCCUCGCCGUGAAAACCUUCAGCAAACCCAUCGCCAAUCGCAUCAAGAAACAAGCCACCCAUCACCCCAAGUUCAGACAGUUCAUCAUCAAUCUUGCCCAGGCAAAUCACAGGUUCACCACACAAAUUCAAAGGCGCAUUUACGGUCGCGCAACCGAUGUUGCCAUACGGCCUCUGAAUGAAGAGAAGGCUGUCCAGGCUGCUGCUGAUCUUGCUGGUGAACUGUUUGUGUUCUCGGUGGCUGGAGCAGCUCUUAUAUUCGAAGUCCAAAGAAGUUCUAGAUCAGAGGCAAGAAAAGAGGAGUUGCGCAGACAGGAACUAGAGGCAAUGAAAAGGAGAGAUGAAGAAUUAGCUAGAGAAGUUGAGCUACUUAGACAGAGAGUUGAAGAACUGGAUCGACUUGCCAAUGGACGUGGACUUACUGGUAUAAUGCAAACACGCACAACCCACAACCGUAAAUGAGAGUACAGGACCAUCUUGAUCUCUGUACUUAUAGAUCACACUAUAACUGACCAAUUUUGUGAACUCAAAUAUAGAACGGCUAUCAGUUGGCUGGAGCCUUGAUUUUUUUCACUAAUUGGGUCAAGCAGAUUAAACUACAUUGUACCCAAAUACAGAAUCUGUGAAGCAUGAUUUGAAUAAUUUACUUGUUUCCUUUGGCUAAUA
Messenger RNA from Eucalyptus grandis, 835 nucleotides. RefSeq names its product OPA3-like protein. The transcript has 4 exons. The record is from RefSeq and is a predicted model, not a curated record. NCBI's taxonomy places the organism in Eukaryota, Viridiplantae, Streptophyta, Magnoliopsida, Myrtales, Myrtaceae. Gene Ontology annotation, cellular component: mitochondrion. Gene Ontology annotation, biological process: regulation of lipid metabolic process. Bases 143 to 631 code for a protein of 162 amino acids.